Molecule: messenger RNA, 300 nt
Organism: Colletotrichum tamarilloi
Lineage: Eukaryota; Fungi; Ascomycota; Sordariomycetes; Glomerellales; Glomerellaceae
Exons: 2
Coding region: 1-300 (99 amino acids)
Source: RefSeq, a predicted model, not a curated record
AUGCCAGGUACCUGUGUCCCCGUACUUCUUUCACCUUUUUUCAUUUUGGCACUUUCCACCACCCUGUCCCUUCCCCCCCAAAAAAGUCCGCCGACUGCUCCCGCUUCCGCAGGCCGUGACUUCCUAACCCGCACCGAGCUUGGCCAGCCCUCAGUGGGGACGACCAUCUGGCGACAUCCGUCCGUUUCGUUCGGGGGCAAGACCUCUCUCUGUCUUCCUUCAGUUUCUGUGCCGUCUCCUCCCACCACUUUCGUUCGGAUUGCAGUCGAUAGAAGGAGCCGUUGCGACGGGAUGAUAUAA